UACCGAACCCAUCUCCGCGGACCUUCUUCUCCAUCCCUGCCUGCCUCAUCGUGGACCGGCCGGCGAAGAAGACGACGGUACGAGCUCGCGCCACCACCACCCCGACCAGGCGACUCAAAUCCCAACCCCUCUUCACUCGACCGCCGCCCCAGCUCGAGCCCCCCCUCGAAUUUCCUUGCCGCCGCCGCCGCCGCUGCUGUUUUCCCCUUCUCCCCACUGGUAUGGCCGCGUGAUCUGGCCAGGGUUUGGAUGAAGGAACGGAAGCCGGCGGCCCCCUCUGCGUUGGCCCGGAUCCUCGCCACCUGCGCGUCCCAGGCAAAAGAUUAUGGGAGAUGCAUAGCAGCAAAGGUCCCUGAGAUUGAACAUAAUAUGUGUUCUAAGGAGUUUCUAGCACUCAGAGCAUGCAUGCAAACUGCGGUCAAGAAUAAGGCUUGAAGUUCAAGGCGUUUGGAGUUUGGUGUUAACCACCUUUCAGUGUGAUCAGUGUGCUCUCAGAUGCAAGGAGGUUUGAGCAGCCCUGGUGCGCUCUCUCACGCUUAUGUACAACAUCCUCCGCUACGGUGUGACAUUCCAGAUAUUAAGGGGCUAUUCUAUGAUGAUGCGAAUAGGUUUCUUGUAGCCCCAACAGCUGAUCGGAUAUUAUACUGGAAGAUAGCUGCAUCUACUCAAUCUGGACCUCCAAACUCUGAUCCAAUUAAUGAAGGCCCCAUCUUAUCAGUUCGAUUUUCUCUGGAUCAGAAAGCCAUAGGGAUUCAGCGAUCCAGUCAUGAGGUCGAGUUUAGAAAUAGAGAAACAGGGGAAGGCUGUAGUAAGAAGUGCAGAGCAGAUUCUGAGACCAUACUGGGAUUUUUCUGGACUGACUGUCCCACUUGUGAUGUCAUAAUUAUAAAAACAAGUGGGCUAGAUCUGCUUGUCUAUGAGCCUCAAUCAAAUGCUCUUCGGUUAGUGGAGUCAAAAAAGUGCAGUGCCACCUGGUAUCUUUACACUCAUGAAAGCAGGUUGCUUCUUCUUGCAUCUGGAAUGCAAUGUACGCUGUUCACUGGAUAUCAGUUUUCUGCUGGUGGGAUCGUCAAAUUGCCUAAGUUUGAGAUGGUGAUGUCUAAAUCCGAAGCAAAUAACAAGCCUGUCCUAGCUGCUGCUGAUGUUCACAUUGUAACAGUGUAUGGUAGGAUUUACUGCUUGCAGCUGGAUAGAGUCGGCAUGGCAUUGAACCUGUACCGAUUCUACCGUGAUGCUGUUGUCCAACAGGGUACUCUCCCAGUAUAUUCAAGCAGAAUUGCAGUUAGUGCAGUUGACAAUAUAAUCAUGAUCCAUCAAAUUGAUGCGAAAGUUGUCAUACUUUACGAUGUAUUUAUGGAUUCUUACGCACCAAUAUCUGCACCACUUCCACUGCUUGUGAGAGGACUGGCCAGCAAUAGUAAGCAAGCAGCACAACCUGCAGAUCAGCAAUCAAGUGCUUAUGGCGGGACUUUAUAUGGAGAAGGUUGGAACUUUCUCAUUCCUGACCUCAUCUGUGAUGCUGAGAAUGGGCUACUCUGGAAACUUCAUUUAGAUCUGGAGGCUAUUGCUGCUAGUACUUCUGAUGCUCCUUCGAUUUUGGAAUUCCUUCAGAGACGAAAGUCUGACCUGAGUAUGGUUAAGACACUAAGCCUUGCUAUAGUUCGAACAACCAUCUUGGAAAGGAGGCCAGUAACUUUGGUUGCAAAGGCAAUGGAUAUCAUUCUUGAUUCAUACUCUCGUUCGAUGAAAAUGGUAGGCGGUGCUGCUGGGGUUAGGAGGACGUCUGAGCAAAACCAACAGUCAAGUUUUCAGCCUGUUGAGGACUCCCGUGUGGUUUCUCAGGAACCUCCUGGAACCAUGAUUGGACCUGUUAUCAACACUGAUUCAGCAAGUGGGGUUGAGAGUGGACAGUCACAGUCAAAUUCAGGAGUUGAGCAUGGAAUUGCUAACCUGGCAGCACAUGUAGAUAGGUCAUCUUUAAACACAUCCUCUGAUUCUGACGGUAUUACCAAUACAUCGAGAGCGGUAAGUCAGGCAACAUCAAGUUCCCAGAUAUCUGACGCCACUGGCAAAAGACCGCAGGUUGUAGGAGAGGAUAGCCAACCAUUGGCUUCUGGUACAUCAAUGCAGCAUGGAACACAUGUUGCUAGUGUGGCAAUUUCACCAAUUGAAAUGGUCCAGUCCGUCUUUGUGCUUGUUGAAGAUGAAAUGAUGGGUGAUCCUGCAUACCUUAUUGCUGUCAUCAUGGAAUUUUUACGAAGCCUGUCAAAAGCUGGGCUGAAGGCUCCUCCUGACCUUUAUGUCAUGAUGACUGCUUUGCUGGCCUGCAGCAACCGUUAUGCUGAAAUAGCACUGUUUGUAUCGAACAAGAUUCUAGAGCCGUCCAGGGAACUCGCAAUGCAGCUCAUUGAUCUGGGUCGACAUCAUUCGCUGACAAGGAAGCUGGGAGUCGACAUGCUCCGGGAGAGGUGCCUGCACCAUGACUACGUGGCUGCAUUACUCCAAGACGGGUACUACCUGGAGGCUCUACGCUAUGCUCGAAAAUACAAGGUUAUCACCGUGCAGCCUUCCCUGUUCUUGGAGGAAGCCGUGGCCAAGAACAUCACGCCGAACCUUGCCGCUGUGCUGAGCUUUUUUGCUGAGCUCACGCCGAGUUUCAAGACGACGUCGGACUAUAGCAGAUAUCGGCACAUACUGUCGGAAAUGGUCUGAACUAUGCAUCGUUAUUCCGCGGAACGAUUCUCUUUUUGAUGCUCUUGAGGUUUGGAGGAAGCGUGUAAUAAUUGAUGACUUUGUUCACCCUGUUUAAAAGAUUUCUAUGCUUGUACUCCGAAGUCAUCGUUAAUGGUCUCGGUUGCUUUGA
This is a messenger RNA of Triticum urartu, 2863 nucleotides long. Its product is annotated as C18orf8. Gene Ontology annotation, biological process: regulation of autophagy. The record is from RefSeq and is a predicted model, not a curated record. Gene Ontology annotation, cellular component: lysosomal membrane; late endosome membrane; Mon1-Ccz1 complex. NCBI's taxonomy places the organism in Eukaryota, Viridiplantae, Streptophyta, Magnoliopsida, Poales, Poaceae.